CUCAAACGGACGAAUUACAUAAAAGAAUGAUACUCAUUGCAUGCAUUUAACAGUUGCAAUCAGAGCGUGAACCUAAACGAAUCAUCUGGAUCAAUCUCGUGUCGUUAAUAAAGUCUUUGUGUAUAAAUUCAGUAAAUCUAUUGGUUUGGUCCAAUCAAAUUAAAGAUGUCGUCGGCGUCAAUAAUUAAAUCAAUUUCACUGUUGAUUGUUGUGAUCGAUAUUUGCUUCGCUCAAAUCGUUAACUCACCGCUGACAUAUGUUGGUGAUCCACGCCAACCGCGUGUUUUAGCUCAGGGUCCACCAUUCCACGUCUCAGAUACAUCACAAAUCGCUCAUCCAGCUGUUGUUGAAAAUUCGAUUGCCGAAUCACAAUUGCCACCGGAGUUAUCAAAAUCCCAUCGAUUUUACAGCAAUCCACAAGUGGCCGCUGGACUAGCCAAUGAGUCAUGGCUCACGGAUAAAGAAGCACCGGUUUUUGAAAGAGAAGCUGACAAAAUUCCGGAUGUUCGUGAACAAGUAUUUAAAAUCUUCAAAAAUGCCGGAUUUCUGCAAAGACGACGGCGACGAUUUGUUCAAUUUCAAUAGAAAAAUAAAUCACAAUCUUGAAAUUUAAUAUCAUAAAAAGCAUUAAUCUAGACAUUAGAAAUUGUUGAUACAAUUUUUUUUUCAAAUAUUCUCCAUUAAGUAAAUGUAUUUAUUUUAUGUAAUGUAAAUAAAAAUAAAACAUGUCAAUUUAAAA
Contarinia nasturtii (swede midge) is the source of this 739-nucleotide messenger RNA. RefSeq lists its product as uncharacterized. The transcript is spliced from 3 exons. The record is from RefSeq and is a predicted model, not a curated record. The coding region runs from base 166 to 585 and encodes 139 amino acids. NCBI's taxonomy places the organism in Eukaryota, Metazoa, Arthropoda, Insecta, Diptera, Cecidomyiidae.